Penaeus chinensis is the source of this 1145-nucleotide messenger RNA. RefSeq lists its product as uncharacterized. The coding region runs from base 56 to 874 and encodes 272 amino acids. Gene Ontology annotation, cellular component: transcription regulator complex; nucleus. Gene Ontology annotation, biological process: regulation of transcription by RNA polymerase II. The transcript has 3 exons. NCBI's taxonomy places the organism in Eukaryota, Metazoa, Arthropoda, Malacostraca, Decapoda, Penaeidae. The record is from RefSeq and is a predicted model, not a curated record.
GGGUUACUCGCUUGACCAUCGAACGUAAACACAAACAUUCAGCAGGAUUGGCAUAAUGGAGCUCUCAUCCGAAAUUACUUACGCUUUUCUGGAGAAAAUAAGGAUGAAUGAGAUUCUGUUGGACACCAGCUUGGAAAACUAUAACAGUAGGAACUUAAAAAGGUCGCUCAUGGAUAAAAUUUGCAGCGAACUUCGCCUGGAAUACCCAAAAUAUGCUGACCAGCUAACGACAGAAAUUUUGACAAAGCGGUUCCACUACUUAAGGAGUAAUUUUCAAAAACUCCUAAAGAAAGUUGAAAAAACUCCAAGUGGUUCUGGCAGUACACCAGCUGUAAAAUGGGAGUACUAUUCUGCUUGCAAAUUCAUGCAGCCUGUCUACACGAUAGAUAGCAAUUCCUCCAGUUUUGAAAUGCCUGAGGAUUCUACGGCAUCAACUGAACAGACUGAGGAGUUGGUAUGGACCGGUGUCAUUAAUGAAUUGGUGGACGACCCUCUUACUGAUGCAUCAGCAAAGGACACAGAUAUUCCUUCUGCUUAUUGCAACUCAACAAGUGAGGAAUCAUCAAGAACACCAUCACCACUCGAAAUAAUUCCUGUCACCCUAAGGACAAAAAAGAGGAAAUCCAGUAAAGUUGAUACCAAUAUGAAUACAAUUAUGGAAUCCUUUUCUACUGUCCAUACAGCUUGGAACAAUAUUCAACAGUCAAAAAUUACUAAACCCAAGAACCCUGCAGCAGAAUUAGUUAAUGCCUUUAUGGAGAUGAUUCCUGAACAUCAACCAGAGUUGAAGAGGAAAUUCCAUAAUGGUCUACUGGCAUUGGUGUACCAAGUGUCCCAAGAGUUUACAGAACCUCCAAGUAAACCACAGGAUUAGAACUGUUGAUCCAAUCGUUUAAAAUGUGCAAUAUUUAGGCUGUCGUAAUUACUCUUUUUUUUUGUUUUUUUUUUACUAGUCAAUAUAGAAAUUUGUACUUUUGUUUUUAAAUACUUUAAGGUAAUAUUUAAAAGGCUGUGAUCUUAUUGUGAUGGUCUAUGUGCUCAUACAUUUAAGGUGUUAUUUAUCCUAGUCUAGUUUAGUUAUAUAUACUUAAAUAUAUAUAUAUAUAUUUUUUUUUUAUGAAGGAAAAAUAAAUUUAGAAUAUAUA